CCACCAGAACAAAAAAAAGCUCUGCAAACUUUUAUUUCCUUCUUCUUCUGCUCCACUGCUCGAUCUCCCAAGAGAAACAAGUAGGCGACGGGUUCGUCGGAACUCUAGACAGUCGCGACAGCGGAGACGAUUCUGGUGGCGAUUCGGACGGCGACGAUGACGGUGGUUCUGGCGGCGGUCUCUGAUCAGAAACCCGGCGGCUGGUGUGUUGUUUCUGGUCUUCAAUCGGAAACCCUAGCUUCGCGAUGAAGAGAGCGGUAGCGGCGGCGGGUGACGAGCGGCGGAGGCUGACGAGCGUCUCUGAUCAGAACCCUAGUUCUGAUUUCACAGGUAUGCCGGAUACCCGACGGAUAAUAGGCCGGGUAUGGGACAAAAAAUUACAACCAGGUACGAGGGUGGGAUUACCAAUACUCGGUCCAAAACCGGCCCAUUGCCAUUCUUACUCUCAUAUUCUUCAUAGUGAAUUCGCAGAUAAGCCCUUGUCACCCUCUGCAAAAACCAUGUCUGUAAUCCUCCGGGUUUUACCCGACAUAGCAACCCGAUCCAUCCACCACCUCUCAACCCAGACCCGCUCUCUAUUUCAACUCAAUCGCAUAAUCCUCCAACCAGUUUUAACAAAAUCUUUCUCUGCUUCUACAACCGAACCACCGGUUGUCUCUAAUCUCCCGACCACAACUUCUAAGGAACAGCCACAGCAAUCUGUUCAUGAAACACCCACUCUUGAAUGGAUCAAUCGAAAUGGGUUGUGUGGUGAAUUGAGUGAAAAGGAUGUGGGUAGAGAGGUUAGGUUGUGUGGGUGGGUUGCACUUCAUAGGGCUCAUGGUGGCCUUACUUUUAUUAAUCUUAGAGACCAUUCUGGAAUCCUUCAGGUUACAACACUUCCAAAUGAAUUUCCUGAAGCUCAUUCUAUGGUGAAUGACUUGAGACUUGAGUAUGUAGUGUCUAUACAAGGCGUUGUUCGGCUCCGUCCAAGCGAUUCCAUUAAUAAAAACAUGAAGACUGGCAUGAUAGAGGUCACUGCAGAACAAGUUCAAGUGUUGAAUUCGGUGAAGGCUAAGUUGCCAUUCUUGGUUACCAGUGUAGAUGACGCAAAAGAUUCUAUUAAAGAGGAAAUCCGCUUGAGAUAUCGUUGCCUUGAUUUACGACGACCACAAAUGAGUUCCAACAUAAUGCUGCGACAUCAAGUGGUGAAGCUCAUGCGGAGGUAUUUAGAAGAUGUGCAUGGUUUUGUGGAGAUUGAGACUCCAAUACUGUCUAGGUCAACUCCUGAAGGUGCUCGGGAUUAUUUGGUUCCAUCAAGAGUUCAGCCAGGAACAUUCUAUGCUUUGCCCCAAAGUCCACAACUGUUCAAACAAAUGCUAAUGGUCUCAGGUUUUGACAAAUACUAUCAAAUAGCAAGAUGUUUUAGGGAUGAAGAUCUAAGGGCCGAUAGACAACCUGAAUUCACACAAUUGGAUAUGGAAUUGGCUUUCACCCCUCUCGAGGACAUGUUAAGCCUCAAUGAAGAUUUAAUUCGAAAGGUUUUUUUAGAUAUAAAAGGUGUUGAGCUACCAAACCCUUUCCCGAGGCUUACAUAUGCCGAGGCAAUGAACCGUUAUGGCUCAGACAGACCCGAUACCCGUUUUGAUCUUGAACUCAAAGAUGUAUCCGAUAUUUUCUCCGAUUCUUCUUUCAAAGUUUUCACAAAUGCCUUGAAUAACGGCGGAAUAAUCAAAGUAUUAUGCAUCCCUUCAGGAGCAAAAGCUUUUUCCAACACCGCUCUUAAAAAAGGUGACAUCGUUAGUGAAGCGAUUAAAUCCGGGGCCAAGGGUUUACCGUUUUUGAAGAUACAGGAAGAUGGUCAACUCGAAGGGGUUCCUGCACUAACAUCAAGCCUGGAUCCCGCUAAGAAAGAAUUGUUUUUGAAAAGAUGCGAGGCAGGAUCAGGUGACCUUAUCUUGUUUGCAGUGGGUCCCGCUUCGUCGGUCAACAAAACUUUAGACCGGCUCAGGUUGUAUGUAGCCAACAUGUUGGGCUUGGUUGACCAUUCUAAGCAUUCUAUCUUGUGGGUAACGGAUUUUCCGAUGUUUGAAUGGAAUGAUUCCGAGCAGAGGCUUGAGGCACUUCAUCACCCUUUUACGGCCCCUAACCCCGAAGACAUGAAUGAUCUUGCUUCUGCUCGUGCGUUGGCUUAUGACAUGGUCUACAAUGGCGUUGAGAUUGGUGGAGGAAGUUUGAGGAUUUAUCGGCGUGAUGUCCAACAGAAGGUUCUAGAAGUUGUUGGCAUUUCUCUUGAACAGGCUGAAGCCAAGUUCGGUUAUCUUCUAGAAGCGCUAGACAUGGGUGCUCCUCCACACGGAGGAAUUGCUUAUGGGUUGGAUCGAUUGGUGAUGCUACUGAGCGGUAGCAGUUCAAUAAGGGACGUGAUCGCUUUCCCCAAAACCACCACGGCACAAUGUGCACUUACUCGUUCUCCUUCAGAGGUGGACCCUCAACAACUCCGAGAACUCUCUUAUCGCCGUCAUUAGCCUUCUUUUUGAUCCAUGUUUCUUUUUUAUAACCAUUUUGAUCGAUAUUUCAUUUUUAUAUAAAAAAAAACUAUUCAUAAACUUUCAUCAGUUGUAAUUUUAUCUUAAUUUUUAUUAUAGUUAUCAUAAGUAAUUUUGUUGUGUUAAAA
Molecule: messenger RNA, 2656 nt
Organism: Helianthus annuus (common sunflower)
Lineage: Eukaryota; Viridiplantae; Streptophyta; Magnoliopsida; Asterales; Asteraceae
Product: aspartate--tRNA ligase, chloroplastic/mitochondrial
Exons: 16
Coding region: 246-2507 (753 amino acids)
Biological process (GO): aspartyl-tRNA aminoacylation
Cellular component (GO): cytoplasm
Molecular function (GO): nucleic acid binding; ATP binding; aspartate-tRNA ligase activity
Source: RefSeq, a predicted model, not a curated record